Messenger RNA from Bacidia gigantensis, 420 nucleotides. RefSeq lists its product as uncharacterized. NCBI's taxonomy places the organism in Eukaryota, Fungi, Ascomycota, Lecanoromycetes, Lecanorales, Ramalinaceae. The transcript has a single exon. The record is from RefSeq and is a predicted model, not a curated record. Gene Ontology annotation, molecular function: protein tag activity. Gene Ontology annotation, biological process: mRNA splicing, via spliceosome; protein modification process. Gene Ontology annotation, cellular component: cytoplasm; nucleus. Bases 1 to 420 code for a protein of 139 amino acids.
AUGCAACCACACAAGUCUACCAGCGGCUCAAAGAGUGACUCGUACAAAGCGAAUCGAGACCAAAAGCAACGCGAGCACCAGAAACCUGGCUCGCAAAUUCAAGAUGGACGCAUCAGCAAGUCUCAACACCAGACCACUCAGAAGAAAUGCAAGCCAGUCCAAAGCCCGCCGGCCACCAGCACCAAGCUCAUCAAGGUCCACGUCAACAAUCGCCUGGGCAAGAAUGGCGAGGUGCUCUGUUUGCCUUCCGACAAUAUUGGGGAUUUCAAGAAGAUGGCAGCCUAUCAAAUGGGUAUAAAGGCACAGGAUGUAAUGCUUAAGAGGCAGGGGCUGCGGCCCUACAGGGAUCACUUGACAUUGGAGGACUACGAGAUCGGAACUGGUUCGUCGCUGGAUUUCGAGAUGGAUACCGGAGACUAG